Messenger RNA from Cladophialophora psammophila CBS 110553, 1206 nucleotides. RefSeq names its product mannosyltransferase. Gene Ontology annotation, molecular function: alpha-1,2-mannosyltransferase activity. Gene Ontology annotation, cellular component: Golgi apparatus; membrane. Lineage: Eukaryota; Fungi; Ascomycota; Eurotiomycetes; Chaetothyriales; Herpotrichiellaceae. Gene Ontology annotation, biological process: cell wall mannoprotein biosynthetic process; protein O-linked glycosylation; protein N-linked glycosylation. The transcript is spliced from 3 exons. Bases 1 to 1206 code for a protein of 401 amino acids. The record is from RefSeq and is a predicted model, not a curated record.
AUGGCCAUCGCAAAGCCCGUGCGGUUCCUAGGGGCACUGUCCGUGGUUCUGGUCUUCUUCCUCAUUUAUCAGUAUCUGCAGCCGGUCCCAACAAUUGACACCCCAGGCACCGUGGUCGGCAAUGGCGACAAGAUUGAGAACUGGGAGCAGGACCCUCUUCUAGAGCCAAUCGGCGAGCCGCCUGAACCAUUAUGGCGACACACGGACCACGACUAUGCCCCCGAAAGCCCCAACUCGGCGCGCAUCAAUGCUACCCUCCUCUCUCUCGUCCGUAAUGAAGAACUCAAUGAACUUCUUCCGACCAUGAGACAGCUCGAAGAGACGUGGAACUCCAAAUUCAACUAUCCGUGGACCUUCUUCAACGAUGUCCCGUUUACCGAAGAAUUCAAACAAGCCACCCAGGCUGUCACAAAGGCCAAGUGUGCCUACCAUGUAAUUCCGAAAGAGCAUUGGGAUAUGCCUUCCUGGGUCAGCCAGGAACUUUACGAGGAGUCUGCGAAGAUUCUGAAGGAGAACGAUGUCCAGUACGCGGGGAUGAUAUCAUAUCACAAAAUGUGUCGAUGGAACAGCGGCAUGUUCUAUCGCCAUCCGGCGCUCGAAACCGUCCAAUACUACUGGCGCGUCGAGCCAAAAGUCAAGUUUUUCUGUCACGUCGACUACGACGUGUUCCGCUACAUGCACGACCACAAUAAGACGUACGGCUUCAACAUCAAUCUGUUUGACUCGCCGGAAUCCAUCCCUUCUCUAUGGCCGGAGACGAUCAAAUUCCUCGCUGCCCAUCCAGAAUAUCUCCACAAGAACAACGCCAUGGCAUGGCUGGUGGACAACACCCGCAGACCGGAAAACAACAUCAAGGCACAUGGGUACAGCACCUGUCACUUCUGGUCCAAUUUCGAAAUCGCCGACUUGUCGUUUUGGAGGAGCCAGAUCUACGAGGACUAUUUCACUCACCUGGAUCGGAGCGGGGGGUUCUUUUAUGAGAGAUGGGGCGAUGCCCCUGUCCACAGCAUUGCAUUGGGGCUUUUUGAGGACGCCAGCAAGAUUCACUGGUUCAAGGAUAUCGGAUACAACCAUAUCCCAUUCUAUAACUGUCCCAACUCACCUAAAUGUAGUGGGUGCACGCCCGGGCAGUUUUACGCCGGCGAAUCUUGGUUGCAGCGAGAAGACUGUCGACCGUUAUGGUUCAAGUAUGUUGGAAUGGGCUGA